CAGCAGAGAGCAAAACAUAAGUGACUCGGCCAUAAGGGAAGUCUAAGCAGAAGAAAAUAUGAAAGUUCUCUUGGUGUUGUUUGUUUUUGCCUUCCUUCAGUACUCUUCUUACAGUGUUCAGGUUCAGGAUGGAGAUGUGUCAUUCCCAUUGGAAUCAGUAAAAAGACUAUGGGCCCUAAUGGAUACUGCAAGGAAUCCCAACAUGGCUCCGGUCAGUUUUCAAGCUUUGUGUGCAAAUGUUGCCCUUCCAGAGGAAUUCAAAGCCCUUUGUGAAAAGCAAGAAGCCAGUGCUAUCUUCUACAGACUUGGGAGACUAUCGGAAGAAGCAGAUCUUUGUGAAAUCUGUUCAAAUGCAGCCUGUACAGGAUGCUUGUAGAAAGUCUGGAGAACCUUUCUUUGCGACUCUCACUCAACUAAAUUUUAGCUUUCUGAAUUCCUGUCCAAAUAUUCUCAAAAUGAACUUGCAAAGAGAUGUGCAAAUUUGUUAGCUUAUUAAAUCGUUGUGAGAUUUACAUUCUCAAUAUCUUUUUUCGUGCUCUACUUGUAGUAACAAAUGAUGGUCAGUAGCGGGUACCAAACAGCGACUGGCAAUUAACACAAAUUGAUCUUUCCAUCCCAUUUAUAAUCCGCUUAUUUAUUUCGGGACAAUGUCCAGGCAUCAAUGGACAUAAGGCAGGAAAUCAUCCUGGAUGGUCAGUUCGUUUGUUACUUGCUAUCUGCUGGCCAGUUCAGAAUCAGCAAUUAACCUAACAUGCAAACCUUUGAAACGGAGAGAAACCAGGGAGACCAGUGAACCACCCACACUAAGAGAAUGUAAAACUUCCAUGCAUAUGGUGAUUAGUCUGGGAUUCUAACCCCGUUGGUAUUUUGCAAGGUGACAAAUGGACAAUGAACACUACUUAUUUUUAUCUCAGGCCCAAAGGAAGUCCAAAAACAUCUACACAAACCUCAAUAAAAAGCACAGAGAACAAAACACACACACAUUUUAGGGUGGAAAAUGGCACUAAGCUUAGCUUUUAAUGUUGAUCUUAAUUCUCACGUCUACAACAUCAAAUGGAAACAAGGUAGCUUCUGGUCUGACGCCGAGUCUCCUUGGCUCUCUGACUGGAGGCUGGUGACUUGGCUUGGAGAAAAGAUUCAAAAGGCUGGAUGGCAUAUUGACAACGUAGAUGGCAGCAAUGAAGUUCUGUAACUUGCUUCUUUCAUUAUCUUAUUCAAAUAUUAUUUGUA
Messenger RNA from Polypterus senegalus (gray bichir), 1230 nucleotides. Its product is annotated as guanylin-like. Lineage: Eukaryota; Metazoa; Chordata; Cladistia; Polypteriformes; Polypteridae. Bases 59 to 376 code for a protein of 105 amino acids. The record is from RefSeq and is a predicted model, not a curated record. Gene Ontology annotation, cellular component: extracellular region. The transcript is spliced from 3 exons. Gene Ontology annotation, molecular function: guanylate cyclase activator activity.